Messenger RNA from Morone saxatilis (striped sea-bass), 1309 nucleotides. It is a transcript of the gene metap1d, whose product is annotated as methionyl aminopeptidase type 1D (mitochondrial). Gene Ontology annotation, biological process: proteolysis. Gene Ontology annotation, molecular function: metalloaminopeptidase activity. The record is from RefSeq and is a predicted model, not a curated record. Lineage: Eukaryota; Metazoa; Chordata; Actinopteri; Moronidae.
GCUACCGUUAGGCCUGCCUAUGCAGUACCCAAGCACAUUGUGCGGCCUGACUACGUAGACACUAGACUGGUCCCAGAAUGGCCAGACUACAUAGAGAUCAAGAGCCAAGAGCAGAUUGAAGGCCUUGCUAGAGCAUGUCAGCUAGCCAGACAUGUACUGCUACUAGCUGGACACAGUCUGAAGGUUGGUAUGACAACAGAUGAAAUAGACUUCAUCGUACACCAGGAGACAAUCAAGCACAAUGCCUACCCCUCCCCUCUCAGAUAUGGGGGUUUCCCCAAAUCAGUCUGUACAUCUGUGAACAACGUGGUCUGUCAUGGCAUACCUGACAGUCGGCAACUUCAAGAUGGAGAUAUCAUCAAUAUUGAUGUCACUGUAUAUUUGGAUGGUUUCCAUGGUGACACCUCAGAAACGUUCUUGAUUGGCGAGGUCGAUGAGGUUGGGCAGCGAUUGGUAGAAACUGCCAGGCUUUGCAGAGAUGAGGCCAUCGCUGCCUGCAUGCCGGGUGCACAGCUCUGUGUUAUAGGAAACACUAUCAGUGAAAUAGCUCAUGCCAGUGGCUUCCAAGUGUGUCCUUAUUUCAUUGGACAUGGAAUAGGCUCCUACUUUCAUUGCCAUCCUGAGAUCUGGCACCAUGCUAAUGACAAUGACAUGACCAUGGAUGAGGGCAUGGCAUUCACAAUAGAGCCCAUACUGAUGGAGGGGUCUGUAGAGUUUAAAAUACUGAAGGACAAGUGGACCGCAGUGUCUGCAGAUGAUAAAAGGUCGGCUCAGUUUGAACACACGGUGGUCAUCACAUCUGACGGAGUAGAUAUUCUCACCAAACUGCCAGAAGAGAGCAACGGUGACCUGAAGGGUCUGACUGCUGACCCACACAUCGACUGUUAGAACCAUCUUUACAUCAACAACUACUUUUUAUGAUAAUGGAAAAGACACUGUUAGAACAAGAACUUAAAUAGUGACUCACAUAGACCUAUUUUAAACCUGCAGUUUCUACCUGUAAAUUGUGUAAAAAGAAAAAUAAAUGUUCUUAUUUUACUUUUAAUUAUUAACAAGAGAUUAUACAUGCAGCAUCUGUAUAUUCAGUUUGACCCAUUUCAGUCAGUUCUUUUGCUACCCCAUCAGCAGCUGACCAGUUUUUUACUUUAUGACAGAAAGUACAGUGACAGUUAAAUGUGAUUUGAUUUGAACUAGAAGGGAUUCGUAACAGUUAAAUGGGAGUAACACUAGCAGGGUCUAAACCAGGAUGUUAGACUUACCACCAACCAAAAGGUCUUCUGAUUAUUUAAUAAAAUCACACAACCUCAAA